CGAUGAAAUGUAUGACUUUUUCCAUCAAAUUCCUGUCUAUGUUUUCUGCUAUAGGUUUUGUUGUUUUGUUAUCGAGCGUUUCAUGUGAAAUUCUAAGUAAAUCUUUUUACUUCAACGUAGGUAGAGGUUCUUGUGUUUGCGUAAGCGCUUCUGUGUGAAGUAUAGCAAUCAGUAGAUCCGGUUUAUAUGAUGAAUUGACAAACAGCUUUCAUGUUCUCUCGUGUGGCUGGUCGCAUUUUAAGUGUUAUCAGAUAAAAACUACGCUUAAAUCAGACAAAUCCUUCGAACCAAUUCGUUGAAUGAUAUUCCAUUAUAUACCAAUCUGUAUAAUCAUUGCAGUUGAAAAACAAUAUGUACUCAUCAGCGUUAUUGUACGAUAAUCGCUCCGUAUCUUCGAUAAUGUGAAUCACGAAAUCCUGAUUUGGUGCCUUGAAUGAUAAUAUUUUUGAGAUCCUUGGACCGGUAGAUUUAUGCUGACAAACAGUGAAGAUAACUAUAUAACGGUUCAGAGUUUCAUAAUUAUUAAUAUUUUCCUAUUGAUGUCAAUUUGUGUUUGAAGUAAACAAAUCCGUUUUUGUCCUAUUACUCAUCUUUAAUGGGCUUUCUUUAUACCUACUGAUCAAAAAUUCAACUUCAGGUUUACGAAAAACCUUUCUUCAAAUAAACUUCAUAUGAGUUUAUUAAAAGGUGUUUUGGAGUUGGAAACACUAGAAUUAGAAGAAAAUGCUUUAAUGGAGCUUCUUGAUCUGCCAACUUGGUUACUUUUACGUAAAGCAUAUUGUACAAAUGUUGUAGCUAAAAUACACUGGACAAAGUUAAAAACUCAUCCUGUUUUCAUUAGUAUUGAUCUUGUAAAUAUUGAAUUACAAGCGCUCAAUGAACCACGUCCAGCUUCACAAUCGCCUAUAGCUAAUUAUAGAGGCGGAUCUGGCAAAUAUGGGUUCAGUGAUAAAGUAAUUGAUGGAGUUACUAUUCAAGUGAACUCAGUGUUUAUUGAGUUCUUCGCUCAAGCUUUUCAGGGCUCAGUUGAAUUGUCCAGGUUUUGUGUGCUGAGUAAAUCACCGAACUGGCAAAAUUGUUUGUUAAAUUUAAGCACUCUGGCAAUGCCACAAUAUGAUUCCAUAUUGAUAUUCAAGGAAGUCUCUUGGGAAUCAGCACGUAUUGUGGCCGAUGGUCUACUAACUGAACUGCAUGGUACACCAGUUAGACUUAUAACAAACCAAUCUCGUGUGCGUUUAACAAUGAAAAAGCGGUUAUCUGAUGGGUCGCUGAUUAGCUCACGUAUUCGUCUUAUACUAGACGAUAUACUUUGGGUAUUCACAUUAUCUCAAGUUGAGGCAGCCAUUGUAUUUGCACGUUCUUUAGAACAUUCAAUACGUUUAGCCAAUGAACAGAGUAAACGAUUCGCAGCAGAGAAAGCUAAGCGACAAACCGUCACUUUGGUUUCAUCAUCAGAAACUCAGUCUUUGGUGAAUAAUAGUUACAGUAACAAUAAUAAUGGUAGUAAUACUAACUAUACUACUAAUAGUAAUAUUUACCCCACGGUAGUAGUACGAAAUACCAAAUGUACAUGGGAUUAUGCAAAUGCUGUGAAUAUGUUUCAUCAAUAUGAUGUUUUGGAAACAUCCUAUCAUUUGAUUGUUAAUCGGACAGAAUUGAACUUUUGUGAUGAAACUAAAGAAAAAAUUCGACUCAAUCCAAACAUUGUGCCGAAUGGAUCAAUGCGAGUUAAUUUAACCACAUUAUCUGUAGAUUGGUAUCCAUAUCAUUUAGAUUUUUCACCAGAAUUACCUUGGCCUGGUUGUCGAGAAUUCUACAGUGCACGUGAUAAUUGGUUAAGAGGUAUUAAUCCUAUACAUUUUACCUAUGGUGGUCGUAGAGUAUUCAGUACAAAUUCUCCAACUGUUUCUACUGAUAAUCAAUUUGUUAUAUUGGAUUGUGGUUUAUUGCAGACAGUGAAUACAUCAAUUUUACAAAGUGUUGGUAUUCUACGAUUAGUUGACAUCACUGUAUCAUGUGUAUCUUAUCCGAAUUCCGUGUUGAAACCGGGUGAUCCAUCUACAUCGUUUUCAAAAUCUUCACAGAUCAAUAAAACAUUUCGCGAUAAUAAUAAUAAUGCACGUAUAAAAGCAGAAAUUCCAAUUGAUAAGAAUAUUUUCAUUGGAUCAGAUAAAUUGUUACAUAAUCUACCUGAUACAUCAUCAUUUCUUACCAUUGAAUUUAAAAAUCAUUAUUGUGUAGAUGAUACACCAAGCUCAAGUUCAUCAAAUCAAUCUUUACCAUGUUCAUUGUUUUGUCAAAUCAAUCCAUUUUAUAUAAAUUUCGAUCCAGAUACUGUUAUAUGGUUGAAUAUAUUUCUAUUGGCAUUACAGUUAAACUUGCUUCGAUUUCAGUCAACUUUCUUAUCCGGCAGAGAUACAAACCAUCCGUCGAAACAACCCAACAGACUAUUUGAUUUAAAUCGAUAUCAUGUACGACUUGAAGCUUUGAUGCCUCGUUUGAUAUUCUCACUAUUUGGACAGUCCAAUCGUCAUACGAAUUCAUCCAAUUGGAUUGGACCACACGCUCUUAUUUUACAAUCAGAUCAAAUUAUCGUACAGUCACUAGCAGCUCCUAUAUCAUCACAUGUCGCUGAUUGUUUGAAAAAGCUGUUAGACAAUUUGCAAUUGAGUUAUGGUCAAUAUGAUACCAGUUGUAUGAGUAAUAAUCCAUUCAUUUCUCAAGCUGUUCCACACAAAUCACCGGAUUUGUCAAAAUUCCAAAAACUAGUUCAGUCAGCUACAGAAUUACAUAGUUUAUGUCCCGUAAGUUUUAAGAAUUUCGAAGAACAAUUUUGGUGCAUUCAUUGUCCAAAUGUGUGGAGUGAAUUUCUUACAAUAAUCGAUAUGACGACAUAUAAUUCUGUCCAUCUUGUUAACAACGAUCAUCGAAUCAAUGAUUGUAUAAUAUACCGUCAAUCAUUAAUUGAAUCUCUUCCUUUGACUAUAUGGUCAUUAAUGCCAAUUGAUGUAUCGGUGCCUUCAACAGUUAUCAACAAGAAUCAACCAUUCAAUCAUUCUCCAAUAUCGUUAAUAAUUGAUAUUGAUAAUAAAUUAAUCCCUAUGGAUUCAAAAUCAUCAUCCUCACAUAUGAUAAACCAAUCAGUAGAUCAAUGUCCAAUCAAAAUCUCUUUAGGUUCUACAGAUCAAUUAUACACUAAUCGUAUUUUAUUAUCACGCCUUAUCAAAUUUUCUACCAUGAACAGUGAAAAACUGAGAAUUCCUGACACAUUAGAUCAAAUCAUAUUUUUGUAUUAUAUAUAUCAGCAAAUUUCUUAUGUACAAACACGUUUGUACUUAGACUAUCAAGAAUUUACACAAAUUACCGAAAGUCGAUCCACAUUAUCAGUCAGUCCACAAUCAAAUCAUAAUCACUAUAAAUUGUUAUAUUGUGUAGGUUUUUCCACACUACGAUCAAUUGAGCUGGACGUAAAUGUUUGUCAUGAAAAUGAAAUUCGUAUGAAACAAGUAUCGUCUCCUAGUUUCACGGAGAAUAAUGUUGACACUAGUCUACCGAAUACUCCAAAUGUAUCUGCUACAAGUGUCAAUUUUUUCCCGAAUAAAUCUUUAUCAACUGCUCUAUUGUCAUCGUCAUCAUCACCAUCAUCUUUAACAAAAUUCUUACAUAAUCCUACUCCACUUUCUGCUGCCACAGUGCUACCGUUGUCGUCGCAGACAUCACUUCGCCAUCAUCAUCCCAUGUUUACACCUUCAUGGGAUUCGUUAUCAUUAAAAACCGAAGGUUCUGUGUUAGACAGUAGUAAAUUAAAUAGAACUAAUCUUCGGAGAUCAAUGCGUGGGCGCAUAAAUUCCUCAGAUGAUAGUCCACAAUCUUUAUUACAAAAUGAUUGUGAUUGUAGUAUUGGGACUACUGAUAGCAUUAAUAAUAACAGUAAUAGAUGUACGAAUAAGUUAGUAAAUUCCGAUUUACCAUCACCCAAAAGGUUUUUAAUAAAACGUAAAACUCACUCAACAGUUACGUUUGUCAAUAAAAAAAAUGAAUGUAAUGCGGUUGAUCGGAACAAAGAGUCACAAAAUAAACCUCUCUCUGAACAAGAUCUUUUUAUGCUUAAUCCUGUUGCGGAUGGAGUUUGGGCAAACAAUUCAUCUAAAAAUAACAUAAGUCAACAGUUUUCUAUUUCCAGUGAUUUAUCUGAUCUACAAAGUACAUCCAGUUCGAUGGAUGAUUGGACUAAGCCAUAUGAAGUUUUAUCUAAUUUGAAUUCAUCGUGUACAUAUCAAACUGACGAUAUGUUAUGGCCACCUCUUAAUCAUCAGCAUCUGCUCAACUCUUCAUCAUUUCUAUUAAGUCCAGAUGAGAUUGGUUCAGAAUUGUUAGACGUAGAUGUCUUUGCACCAUAUACGUCGAAUACUCCCGAUGCAGCUACUACUACUACUACUGGUCUGACAGCAGCAAUGGAACAGUAUCAAGAGCCAAAAUCAGAGGAAAAUAUUACUGAUCAUGAUAGAUUUCGUCAAUGGAAAAAGUCAAAUAUAUCGAGUGUAAUCAUACAGUUGGCUGGAUUUUCAUUUGAAGCGGAUGCUAUGAAUUUAGAAACACGUUUUUGGAUUGUAUUUAAAUCACUUCAAUUAUUUAUGAAACCAGAAGAAUCACUUCAUUGUUCCAUCGCUUCAUCUCGUGCUGAACCUGACCAAAAACAACAUAAUAAAUUUGUACAAUCUGAUUAUUUAUGGUCAGUUUUCCUAAGUUUUGGUGGUGAUCCAACGGUUGGACUAACAAAACUAAAGCCUACAACUAGUGAUAUUUAUCCAUGGUUAUAUGCCAAUGCUACUUUAUUAAAAAAUUGGAGACUCAUUAUUCCAUCAAAUAUUCAACAAUUAUUUAUUCACGUAUGGCAUCAAAUUGGCGGCCAUGAAAACAUAAAUCCAUUAAAUUCUUCUCUGUGUAGUAGCAUCCAUGGAGUUAGUGUGGAUAAUAAUGAUAAUAACGAUCCAAUUAAUUCACCUCCAAGAUGUUCAAUUCGUUUAUUGUUAAAACAAGGAAAUUUAUCGCUGAAACUGGAAUCAGGUGCCAAUGAAAAUCCAGAACAAUUAAAACUCUUCAGACAGUUGUUUCUGCAACAGGGAUUGAUUAUUGAACUAACAGAAUAUGGCGUAUUUCAAAUUGGAUUUGAAAAAUGCACGUCGAAUAUGGAACAAAAUAAUAAGGAAUGUGUUAAUCAUUGUCGCAACCGUGCAAAGAGUAUUGACAAUGAGUUAUUAUCCUCCUACUCUCCAGUAAAUAUACCCAGUGCUUUUCAUAAUAUCCUAAUCAAUCGAUAUGCAUUCGAGAAUAAAAUAUUGAAAGAUAAGAUUGAGGCCUUGACAAAUGAGUUAAUGAAACUAAGAUCAAUGCAUAAUGCUUAAUACUCAUCAACGAUUCCGAAAAUAUGAUUUACCAUAUAUUUAUGGAAUACUGCAAAUUAUACAGGCAUUUCUCCUUUUGACAAUUAACCAUUUUAAUGACUGAAUUCUUUCUAUCGAAAAAUUGGUUUUCCAUGUGAGAGUGAAUAUCGCUAAAUCUUUAGUACAGAAAAACUAAUUGUGUUCAUAAUUUUAAUCAGAAAUCAAAGUAUUCCUGUUCUUUUUUCUUCCGAUCAUUAACUCAUAACAAUGUACAUGUCAGUGCACUUGUCUGUUCAUCACUCGUGGACAGAUCCCUGAUAGGAAAUUCUUUUUUAGAUGUACAUAGUUAUUUCUCAAUCACCAUAAAUUAGACUAUUUGUUUACAGUUUGUUUUGGUUUUCACUUAUCGAUUUAUUUAGUAAUUUCUUUGUCCAUGGACUUAUCUUGUACUUUUUUUCUCGGGUCACUUUCUUUGUCUUACCAUUUAUUGAUUUAUCGAAUUCCAAACAUAUUGACUGCUUUUUUGUAAUGAGCAUUCUCUAAUU
Molecule: messenger RNA, 5929 nt
Organism: Schistosoma bovis
Lineage: Eukaryota; Metazoa; Platyhelminthes; Trematoda; Strigeidida; Schistosomatidae
Source: the annotation of a GenBank genome assembly